Trichophyton benhamiae CBS 112371 is the source of this 264-nucleotide messenger RNA. RefSeq lists its product as uncharacterized. The record is from RefSeq and is a predicted model, not a curated record. The transcript has 2 exons. Lineage: Eukaryota; Fungi; Ascomycota; Eurotiomycetes; Onygenales; Arthrodermataceae. The coding region runs from base 1 to 264 and encodes 87 amino acids.
AUGAAACACGGCAGCACAAAGCAGGACACGGAACAGACAAAAGGAAUUGGCUGCCGACUGAAAGCAGGAGAUGCCCAAAACAAGGCUUACGCAGUGACUGUUGAUCUCGGAUGUCCCGUUCGAGCACAUGGGAAACUGAUAUAUCACCCGUCUGAGGGCUCUUCUCUAUCUCGUGCUGUGGCUCUACGAAAAUAUGGACUGAAGGAGGCAAAAAAAAAAAAAAAGGAGUCAACCAAAGGGCCAUCCAAGAAGACCAUGAGCUAG